Molecule: messenger RNA, 5181 nt
Organism: Darwinula stevensoni
Lineage: Eukaryota; Metazoa; Arthropoda; Ostracoda; Podocopida; Darwinulidae
Source: the annotation of a GenBank genome assembly
AUGAGAAUGGAGGUAGAUAAACAGGAAGAAACUAUGUAUGAAUUCCAAGACAAACCUUGGGUCCCAGAUGCAUGUCAUGAGUACACAUCAGCUCUCCAAGGUGGACAGGUCCCCAUCAUCAUUGAUAAUGGGUCCUGGAUGUGCCGUGCUGGUUGGGCAACAGAAGAUAGACCUCGACUCCUCUUCCGCAGUCUGAUGGCCCGGCAGAGACGUGACAAAGCAAAGAAAGAGAGUGAAGUACAAGUGGGAAAUGACAUUGUUGGCAUUGACACCAUCCCCACAUAUAACAUCAAGUCCCCUUUUGAGCGAAAUGUUGUCACACAGAUGGACAUCCAAGAACUCAUCCUGGACCAUAUCUUUACUCGCCUUGGGGUGCAGGAGAACUUAGCAGAUCAUCCAUUGGUCUUGACCGAAGCACCCUGUGUCCCCAACUAUGCCAGAGGGAUGAUGUCAGAGUUAUUAUUUGAAAGUUAUGGCAUCCCUCAAGUGUGUUAUGGCAUUGAUGGACUCUUCAGUUCUGCCCAGAAUCUGAGAAAUGGAUUGGACACUUUGGUGGUUGACCUAGGGCACCAGACAAUCCAUGUACUACCAGUUGUUGAUGGGAAAUAUUUACCUGCUGCCUCAAAACGCAUCAAUAUAGGUGGGGCCAGUUUGUCCUAUUUCUUGCUCCGUAUCCUUCAGCUGCGAUACCCAGGCCAUGCUUCUUCACUUAGUUUGUUGCGAGUUGAAGAACUGCUUCAUAAUCUAUGUGAGGUUGCAGCAGAAUACAAACCUGAACUGAUGAAAUGGUUUGACCAAGCUUAUUUUGCCAAGAAUGUGAUUAAGGUACAGUUGCCCUAUAAUGCAGCACUGUAUAAGGAGAUGAAUGAUGCUCGACAACGUGCUUUGGAAGAGAAGCGCCAGCAUCAGGUGCGACAUCUUCUUGAGAUGCAUCGCAGACGACGGGAAGCCAAGGUUACAGAACUGGAGGAGAAGCUGGUGAAGAUUGGAGAGACUCGUGAGGCAUUGAAGGAGCCCCUUGAUGAAGAAGCCUUUCAGCACAUUCUGGAGGAAGCUGGUUUCCACUCUCCAGAGCAGCUGGAAGAAGUGGAGCAGAAUCUUAUAGAACAGCUAUGCAAGAUUCGACAGAAGCUAAACAUUGAAACACCUGCUCCUAACACAGCCAAGCUUCCUUGUAAAUCUAAUACUGAAUUGGAGAAACAAGUGGUGGAAAUGCGACAGCGGAGACAAGAGUUGUUGGAUAAAAGGCAACAAAUUCAGCAGAAGAAGGCAGAAACAGCAAAACGUGGAACACGGGCUGCACGGGAACGCAUGCAGUUACUCUGGCGUCUGGCAGAAGACCCAGUCUCCGGUGAAGACCUAUUUGGUGCUAAGGAUGAAGACUGGGAUGUUUACCGACAAGUUAGUCGUGAUAACUGGGAUUCAGAGGAAGAAGAAGUGGAGUCUGAACUCGUAGAUUUGGAGAAAAUGCUGGCACAAUAUGAUCGAGCAGCAGCAGACAAUGCUUGCAUCAAUCCUCAGGAGUUAUAUCAGCUCAAUUUCGGGAUUGAGCGGUAUAGGGUACCCGAAUUGCUUUUUGAGCCUGGGAUGUUAGGACUGGAUCAUGUUGGACUCAUUGGUGCUAUUGAAAGUGUGCUACAGUGUUAUGACUCUGACAUUCAAGCUCGAUUACGAAAUAAUGUGUUUGUGACAGGUGGUCUUGCAAAAUUGCCUGGUUUCACACAUCGUCUUAAAUCAGAAAUUAUAGCCAUAUCUCCAUAUCAGUCAGAGAUCCAGGUAUCAGUGGCCAAGGACCCAAUCUUGGAUGCAUGGUAUGGUGCCACCCUGGUUUGCCAGGAUCCCAAUGUGUAUCUGACACGACAGAUCUACUUAGACUAUGGCUUUGAGUAUCUGGUGGAGCAUGCAGCUUCCAACAAGUUCUUCCCUUCUCCUGUUCUUUCUUAUCCUCUCUUGGAAUCUGAUUCCAAUCUGAUAAGGUCUGUCCUUGAUACUCUACGGGGUAGACAAUUGCAGUUGAGAUUGGUGGAAGUCUUUGUUGUUGCACACCUGGUGGUGGUGGAACCCCAACUGAAGGAAACGGGACUCCCUGCGAAUUCCUUGAAACUUCCAACAACCAUUCGCAUCUUUGAUCGAGGUGACUACUACACAGUGCAUGGAUCAGAUGCAUUAUUCACAGCCAAGGAGGUCUUCAAAACCACUGGGGUUGUCAAGAAACUCAAAUCAGGUUCAGUUACAUUGGAAUCUCUGGUGCUGAGCCGGACAAAUUUUGAGGCAUUUGCUAGGGAUCUCCUCCUGGUCAAGCAGUAUCGGGUUGAGGUUUACAAAAACAAGUCCUCCAGUCGUAACUCCCAGGAAUGGGCACUUGAAUACAAGGGUUCUCCAGGGAACCUUUACCAAUUUGAGGACAUCCUCUUCACCAAUGCCGACCAGUCAACAAAUGUUGGAGUCAUCGCAGUCAAAAUUGUUACUGAGAAUAGCCAGAGGGUGGUGGGUGUUGGUUUUGCAGACACAGGGCAGCGGCUCCUACAAGUAAGCCAGUUCCCUGAGAACGAUGUAUUUUCGAACCUGGAAGCCCUUCUUGUUCAACUGGCACCCAAGGAAUGUCUCCUUCCAGUGGGGGAUGAGUACUGCAAAGUCAAGCAGGUAGUGGAACGUAGUGGAGUCCUGGUUUCAGAGAGGAAAAGAGGGGAGUUCACAGCUCGAGAUGUCAUUCAAGACCUUAAUCGACUUCUACGAUUUAAGAAGGGGGAGCAAGCCAAUGCUGCUGGGCUCCCAGAGACAUCACAAGAACAUGCCAUGGCAGCUCUUGCUGCCCUCAUAUCCUUUCUUGAUCUGCUGGCCGAUGAGGGAAACUUCGGCAUCUUCCACCUGCAGAGCUUGGAUCUUUCUUGCUAUGUCCAUUUGGAUGCAUCUGCCAUGGGAGCCCUGAAUCUCCUGCCCAACCGAGGGGACAUGGAACGAUCUCAUUCCCUGCUCAAGCUGCUCAACCGUUGCCGUACUGCCUCAGGACAGCGACUUCUUAGCCAGUGGAUCAAGCAACCUCUUGUAGAUCUCAAUAAAAUUGAGGAGAGACUGAAUGUAGUGGAGACCCUGAUAGGGAACAUGGAGCUGAGAAGUGCUUUGCUGGAGGAGUACCUCCGUGGAAUUCCUGAUCUUCAGCGUCUCUCCAAGCGCUUUCUGCGUCAGCAGAGCACCCUCCAAGAUUGUUACCGUGUUUAUCGCUGUGUAAAGCGUCUGCCAGCUCUUGUCCAGGCCCUUGAAGGUUAUGAGGAUCAUUCUCAUGAUUUGGUGCGAGACUUUGUCAAGUUCCAGGAAAUGAUCGAGACUACAAUGGAUCUCUCCCUUGUAGACAGUGGGGAAUUUGUGAUCAAGUCAGACUUUGAUGAAAACUUGGAAGAGAUUCGAGAGCGACUACAGGAGUUGGAAUCGAAAAUGCAUGCCCAAGUGAAGGUGGUUGCUGCUGAUCUUGGCCUGGAUGCCCAGAAGACCCUAAAACUGGAAUCCAAUUCCCAGUUUGGGUACUUUUUUCGUGUCACUCGAAAGAAUGAAUUCAAUUUGUUUGGGAUGAAGGAUGAGAGAGGUCUACGAGGGAACCGUAAUUACCGACUGUUGGACACAAAUAAGAGUGGGGUCCGCUUCCACAGCACAGCCCUGGCUGAGCUCAAUACCCAGUAUGUGGAAGCUCGUUCUGAAUAUGAAGAGCAUCAGAAGGCUGUUGUCUCUGAGAUCAUCAAGAUUGCUGCUGGAUAUGGAGAGCUUAUGCAACAGCUGAAUGAUGUGCUGGCAAAUCUGGAUGUGUUGACUAGUUUUGCUGCAGCCAGUGUGUCUGCCCCAAUCCCUUAUGUACGGCCAGAGAUGCUCUCUAAGGGCUCAGGGAUCAUAGAGAUGAAAGGAGUCCGACAUCCCUGUCUCGAGGUUCAAGAUGGUAUCUCCUUCAUCCCAAAUGAUGUCUCCUUUCACAAAGGGAAGGAGAUGUUUUACAUAGUAACUGGGCCAAACAUGGGUGGGAAGAGCACAUACAUCCGCUCAGUGGCAUGUAGCAUCCUUAUGGCUCAGAUCGGCUGCUUUGUCCCAUGUCAGUCUGCAACCAUUGCCAUUGUGGAUGCCAUCCUUGCAAGAGUUGGUGCCUCAGAUUGUCAGAUGAAGGGAGUCUCCACCUUCAUGGCUGAGAUGCUUGACACUGCAUCCAUCCUAAGAACAGCCACAAGUGACUCCCUAGUGAUCAUUGAUGAAUUGGGCCGAGGCACAUCCACCUAUGAUGGAUUUGGACUUGCCUGGGCUAUAUCUGAGCAUAUAGCAAAGGAGCUGGGGAGCUACUGCCUGUUUGCAACACAUUUCCAUGAGUUAACAUCUCUGGCUGAUGAAGUGGGGACAGUUCACAAUCUUCAUGUGACUGCACUGACAUCGGAAAACACCCUCACACUCCUGUACAAGGUCAAGCCUGGUUCCUGUGAUCAGAGCUUUGGCAUUCAUGUUGCAGAGCUGGUCAACUUCCCUGAGGAUGUCAUUAAGGAUGCAAAGAAGAAGGCAAAGGAGUUGGAAGACUACCACAGUGGAAUCCUGAAAGGUACAAACCUGGAGGGAUCAGAUGAUCCUGCUGUGAAGAAAAGGAAGACUGAAAAGCAGGAAGGAGAGGAGAUAAUAAAUGAAUUCAAUCAAAAGGUGAAGGCUUUAGACCUAAAUCAUCUAUCAGAUGAGGAACUUGUGUCAGAGGUAGAGAAGUUGAAAAAGGAUGUCCUUGCCCGGAAUAACUUCUAUGUACAGGAUGUCCUUCAACGUGCCUCCCUGCCUAUUUCAGAUGGAUAUCAAAUGCAGAGAAGAAACUUACUUCAGGGUCAGUGGAGGUUUUAUUCAGUGUUGCCUGAUUUCACAAAGUGCAAAGGUCUCUUGGCCACAGUUGAGCGCCUUCCACCCAUAGGAAACAGAGAUAGGGUCAAAAGACAUUAUCCCACAAUGGUUCAUUUCUGGCUCAGUGGGUUCUCCUUCCAUCCACAUGUCAUAAGUGAUUGCCUGACCCGUGCUGAACCAUACCCAGAGGUCAUCAUGACCCAUGCUGCUCAGGUCCAUCCAGAUGUCGUAGUCAUAGCCUGGAAUGGUCAUGAAACUGAUUCUCUAGCAAUAGUGGAGGACUUCAGCACAAUGCAUGCCCCAUUAGGUGCAUUGACACCUAAUGGGGCAUAG